AUGAAUGAAGAAGACCACGCCGAUGAUUAUGAAAAGCGAUAUCCUGAAGACCCUCCAGGAUCAGAGUGCAGCCCUACAGCCAGAGUAUGGCGUAUGUUCAUUGACGAAUGUCAAUCAUUUGAUGCAGAGAGGAUAGGCGGGUUGAAGGAAAAUGUAGAAGUUCUUCUGGUUUUUGCCGGACUGUUCUCUGCAGUAGUCGCAACUUUCGUGGCACAGACGUCGCAAAAUCUGCAGGCAGACUAUUCAGAAAUAUCUGCUUUGUUGUUAUUUGAAAUGGUCAACAUUCAACGUGCCAUCAUCAACGGUGUUGCUAUCAGCACUGUUCCUGCUUCACCACUGAAUCCUAACAGCCUCUUUAUCCCUACUACGUCUGACAUUUGGGUAAAUGGUUUGUGGUUUGUAAGCCUUUCCCUCAGUUUAAUCACCGCUCUUGUCGCGGUUCUGGCAAAGCAGUGGAUACGGCAGCACAUGCUACCGUCCUCAGGAACUCCACGAGAUCGAUGUAGGAUUCGCCAAUUUCGCUACGUAGGUUUUGAGGCAUGGCAUGUCCCAUUGAUUGUUGGAAUUCUUCCAUUCUUGUUACACAUUUCACUCGCAGUCUUCCUUGCCGGAUUGGUCGUCUUCCUCAUGGCUCUG
Molecule: messenger RNA, 636 nt
Organism: Desarmillaria tabescens
Lineage: Eukaryota; Fungi; Basidiomycota; Agaricomycetes; Agaricales; Physalacriaceae
Exons: 2
Source: RefSeq, a predicted model, not a curated record